Molecule: messenger RNA, 1504 nt
Organism: Exaiptasia diaphana
Lineage: Eukaryota; Metazoa; Cnidaria; Anthozoa; Actiniaria; Aiptasiidae
Source: RefSeq, a predicted model, not a curated record
CGUCGACGAAUGUGCAAUUUUUGGUGCUUUGAAUCUGCUUGAUUGUGAAAGUCUUUCGAGUGCGCUCUCUCCUGUUAAGAGUCUAUUAGAAAAAGCACGUUUUUAGAUUCUUAUAUUUGGCUCUUUUGAUGAUUUUUGUACAAUUCUGAAACGAAGAAGUCUUCGCAUUUUUAUCCAAGAGAACUGACUGAAGGAUGUAGCUGGUGCGGUUAGAGUUGAGCUGAUUGCCUCGUUUUCCUAAUUUAGUUUGGGACCAGAUGGGACGGACGAAGAAAAACAGUCGCUUUAAUGUCGCGCGAAUGCAGCAAUUGAUAAAUGGUAGUCCAGCCAAAAGGCUUGAUAGAGAAAUUCUCGCCAAAUCAGCACUUUACCGAGCCAAGAGGGCAAAACUUCGUCGUUUAGAGGAAAAGGUGAUGUCAUUUUUAUAUAAUAUUCCAGAUAUGAUUAACUGAUUCAGAAAUCAAUCAGGUUAAGUUUGUUUGGCAUAAAAAUCCUUGUUUGUUCCCCAGUCGUCCAUUAAUCAACUCUAGUAUUUAUAAGCUUAGUAUACAUGUAAUUCAGGAAUUAUUCUAAUAACAUCAUAUUUCAAUGAUAUAUUGUUUUCACAUCAGUUUAACCAUAUCAUUGUUACAAUGAUCACUACUAAUUCUUAUAUUUAAAUAUGUACCCUAAUCAGCAAAUGUUUUUGAGUUGCAUUCAGGUGAACAACAUUGAUAUAAGUGUAGGACAAACAUAGGAUGUUUUGGAAGCUGCUACUGGAUCCAUGGCCAAGAAGAAAAAGGUUAAAGAAGUACUUGUGUUUGGAAAGAGGAAACUACUAGCAAGGCAACGCAACCCAUCCUAUGUGAAGUCAGAAAAUUCAAGUAAACUGGAGCUGGAUGAGAGAAGAGCCCGUCAACGWGUACAGGAGACUAUGGAAGCUGCCAACAUUAUUCAUAAAGCUACGGAAGCAGAUAGUAAACCUGCAUUAAAUGGGCUGUGGUCUACCUUUAUUCUCAAGAUGUUUUACAAGUUUUCAGGAAGCAGUGAGAGCGUCACUACGUUGAAAGAAAACAUAGAGGAAGAGGAAGAGAACGAUUUGCAGCUUUGGGACUUUGAAAAAGGUCGAAGAGAUCCCAAGAGUGUGGAGACCAGUGAUGCAAUAAUGAAGAUGGUGAAAGGUAUACACCCUGACGCACCCAAAGGAUCAAUCAGAGUUGCCACACGUCGAUAUUACACAUCGCUUUAUGAAGCACACAUAAAAAAGAACCAGUUUGAAAACCACCUUGCAAGGCAAAGGAAAUAUGAGCGUAGAAAGAGGAAAUUGUCAGCAAGAAAGAUUGCUUUAAAACGAACAAGCCAAAUUAGCGAAACAGAAAAAGUCAAGUAUGGACGAAUWAUGAUGUUGGAGUACAUGUCCUUCGAAAACAGACGAAUGCGGUCAAGCCUGUCUAAUUGUAAAAAAAUCCCAUGGAAAUCAGAAGAGGUCAACUCUCUUUUCAAUGCUUUGGAUCAUAAGCACCAG